GGAGCAGAUGACAGACCCUCUUACCCUGGUGCCACAGCAGUUGCCUUUUUAGGAGACACCUGAUCGCAGCUCAGCACCGCCACACAAAGAGCUGCUGAUAACGCCUGGAGCGAGUUCAGAUGAUAAAGCCAUGCAGGAGUAAACAGAGGGCUGGGCUUCCAGAGCCGCACACAUACAGCUGUUGUGUCUGCGCUGAAUAAAGUCACCUCCAGCCAUUCAGGAGCCCAAUUUGAUGCUGUAGGAUCUCUGGCACCUUCAUGGAAAAGUUCCAGGCUGCAAUGGUUCUCGGAGGAGUGGGAGAUGCCCUGGGAUACCGCAAGGGCCGGUGGGAAAUGUGUAUCUCAGGGAAACAGAUUCAGCAGGAACUGGCCACUCUCGGGGGUCUUGGAGCCUUGAAGCUAGACGCUGAUAACUGGCCACUCAGUGACGGAGUCCUGAUGCACAUGACCACUGCAGAGGCCCUAAUCACUGAUUACUGGUGUCUGGAGGAUCUGUACCGGGAGCUGGUGCGGCUCUAUGUGGAGGCCAUGGUGUGUCUGCAGGGUCGAGUUCCAGAGCCCAGUACUGUGGAGGGAUGCGUAAACCUCAAGCCACACAACUUCCUGUUAGCCUGGCACACGCCAUUCAAUGAGAAAGGUUCUGGCCACGGAGCUGCGACUAAAGCCAUGUGUGUGGGUAUGCGCUACUGGCAGCCCGAGCGGCUGGACAAUCUGGUUGAAGUGAGCAUAGAGACGGGUCGAAUGACCCACAAUCACCCCAUAGGGUUCCUGGGCUCUCUGUGUACGGCUCUCUUCGCCUCAUAUGCCAUCCAGGGUAGGCCGCUGGUCAGCUGGGGUCGUGACCUCAUGACGGUCAUUCCCAAAGCAGAGGAAUACUGCAGGAAAACCAUCCGGCAUAUGGCAGAAUAUCAGGAGAAGUGGUUUUACUUUGAGGCCAAAUGGCAGUUUUAUCUGGAGGAGAGAGGAAUAGAAGACGGUCAAAGUAAACCGAUACUCCCUGACCGAUACGACGCUGAAGAGACAGACAAGUUGUACAAGCACUGGAGUUCAGAGGGCUGUCCCGGACGCAGGGGUCACGAUGCACCUAUGAUUGCGUACGACGCUCUGCUGGCAGCCGGAUCCAGCUGGGAGGAGCUGUGCAAACGGGCCAUGUUUCACGGAGGCGAGAGCAGUGCGACAGGUCUGAUCGCCGGCUGUCUUUAUGGGCUGCUCUAUGAGAUCGACCAGGUUCCUGCUGGACUCUAUCAGGAUUUGGACAAAAGACAAAAACUGGAAGAUCUGGGAGGACGAUUAUACCGAGCAGCGGCAGUAGAGAAAGCUCAGAGAGAUAAGCAGCAGCUCUCCAUCAUCCCAACCCUGGAUCGGCGAGCCUUGAAACAGCUGAUCCUGGAUCGCGCAACACAUCCGGAGGUCAGGGCCAUUCUAGAGAAUCUGCUGCUUUACCAAAACCAAGACCUACCAAACUCUCCGUCAGCAGCCUUAGGAAGAGCCGGUCCACGUCUCACUGCCUUCCAGCUGCUCAGAUCUAAGUUUCUGAGGAGCAUGCCAAAGCCAGCGCUCACCCACAGAAGAGAGGUGGGCUCUCUGAACACGAAAGAACGACAUAUUAAAGACACAAACAGGCUGAGAGCUGAUUCAAGACCCGGGAUGAAGAGAAAAACCUCCAGGGUUCAGAACAUGCUGGAGAGAUUUACAGCAGCAGAGAACAACAACAUAAAGAAACCACAAACAAACAGACGAACAGGCAGAACCAUGUUCAGCAGUUUAAUCAAGAGAUUUGAGACACUAGUGACGGAGCAGAGCAGAAACGAUUCUACACACAAGAACAAGAGACACAAGAAUGAAUCAACUGAUUCACAAGAGACACUAAAGCAACACGAGAACAAAUCAACCAAUUCACAAGAAAUAUUAAAGCAACACAAGAACGAAUCGACCAAUUUCAAAGAAGCACUAAAGCAAUAUGAGUACAUAUCAACCGAUUCAAAAGAAGCACUAAAGCAAUACGAGAACAAAUCAAUUGAUUCACUAGUACUUAAGCAAGACAAGAAUGAAUCAACCGAUUCACAAGAAACACUAAAGCAACACAAGAAUGAAUCAACUUAUUCACAAGAAGCACUAAAGCAACACAAGAACAAAUCAAACAACGAACAAGAAUCACUACAGAAACACAAGAAUGAAUCAACCAAUUCACAAGAAGCACUAAAGCAACACAAGAAUGAAUCAACUGAUUCACAAGAAAGACUAAAGCAACAGAACAAAUCAAAUUAUGUACAAGAACCACUAGAGCAACACGAGAAUAAAUCAACUGAUUCACAAGAAGAACAAAAGGAACACAAGAACAAAUCAAUUGAUCCACAAGAAGCACUAAAGAAACACAUGAACGAAUCAACUGAUUCACAAGAAGCACUAAAGCAACACAUGAACGAAUCAAUUGAUCCACAAGAAGCACUAAAGCAACACAUGAACGAAUCAACUGAUUCACAAGAAGCACUAAAGCAACACAUGAACGAAUCAAUUGAUCCACAAGAAGCACUAAAGCAACACAUGAACGAAUCAACUGAUUCACAAGAAGCACUAAAGCAACACAUGAACGAAUCAAUUGAUCCACAAGAAGCACUAAAGCAACACAUGAACGAAUCAACUGAUUCACAAGAAGCACAAAAGCAACACAAGAACAAAUCAAACGAUGCACAAGAAUCAUUACAGAAACAUAAGAAUGAAUCAACCGAUUCAAAAGAAGCACUAAAGCUGCGCAAGAACAAAUCAAAUAAUUCACAAGAAUCACUAAAGCAACACAAGAAGCAACAUGAGAACAAAUCAAUUGAUUCACAAGUACUGAAGCAACACAAGAAUGAAUCAACUGAUUCACAAGCAGCACAAAAGCAACACAAGAACAAAUCAACCAAUUCACAAGAAGGACUAAAGCAACAGAAGAAUGAAUCAAUUGAUUCACAGGAAUCACGAAAGCAACAUGAGAACAAAUCAACUGAUUCACAAGAGAUAUUAAAGCAACACAAGUACAAAAUAUCCGAUUCACAAAAAGUACUAAAUCAACACAAGAACAAAUCAACGGACUCACAAGAAAUACUAAAGCAACACAAGAACGAAUCAACUAAUUCACAAGAAGUACUAAAUCAACAUGAGAACAAAUCAACCGAUUCACAAGAACAUGGCCGUCAAACUACAGGAGCGCAUGACAAAGGCUCAGCAGGACAGAAAGAGCUCAGACUCCAGGACCUGAGUGAGACCUUCAGUCUAGAAAAGAAGGAUGCAUGUGUUGCUGAUGCGACUCUGAGAGAGUGUCAAGCUGAGGAAAGAUCAGGACAUCGGCGUCUCAAUGGAGUCAAGAUGCAUCUGGUCGGUUCAUCUCCUGUGGUUUGUUUGGACAUGAACUCAACAAAACCUCUCAUACAGACAUUAGAGAUGAACACACAGAUCCUACAGAAACAUGGAGUACUGAAGAACUCAGAAGAUCUGCCACAAGAACAGCGUUUCUCCUCAGACGGUACAAGUGACCUCAGCAUUAGUGCUUCUGAUGGUCAGAUUUCACCUGAGCUGAAGGUUGUGGAAAUGAAGGACCAUCAAACAAAGGAUGAGAACGCAUGUCAUCUGUCAACAGAAGAAACACCAAAGUACAGGAGCAUGAAUUACUGUGACCCUUCAGUGAGACUCACCUAUGUCCCCAAAACCAUCAGAUUCACCGACACCUUCAAGUUCUGAAAACUUGUGAUUAUUUUUUUAUUAUUGUGCAUGUUAGAAUCAAUGUUCUUUGUUGCAUGCGUCACAUCCAUCACAUGCAGGUUUAAUCACGGUUAUGUCAGGUCUAAUUUAUCCACAUCAAACAAUAUAUUUCAUACACAAAACAGUGGCUGAGGCUCAUGUAGAACAACUUGUUUUUAUUUUCAGAUGCUGUUUCUCUGUGGUGUGCGGAAGCU
Sinocyclocheilus anshuiensis is the source of this 3934-nucleotide messenger RNA. RefSeq names its product ADP-ribosylhydrolase like 1 (gene adprhl1). The transcript has 8 exons. The record is from RefSeq and is a predicted model, not a curated record. NCBI's taxonomy places the organism in Eukaryota, Metazoa, Chordata, Actinopteri, Cypriniformes, Cyprinidae. Bases 258 to 3719 code for a protein of 1153 amino acids.